Aspergillus fumigatus Af293 is the source of this 3348-nucleotide messenger RNA. RefSeq names its product putative mRNA-nucleus export ATPase (Elf1). Gene Ontology annotation, molecular function: ATP binding; ATP hydrolysis activity. Lineage: Eukaryota; Fungi; Ascomycota; Eurotiomycetes; Eurotiales; Aspergillaceae. The record is from RefSeq and is a predicted model, not a curated record.
AUGCCUCACUCCGAGAUGUCCGCACCUGUCGUUGUCUCGAAAACUCCUUCGGGAGUCCCUCCCACCGUCGAGGAGGUUUCCUCGCUUAUGAACACAAUCUUCACGGCCGAGACCUCACAACAGUCUCUCGAUGCUGCCUACGGGCUGACCAACCUUCUCAUCCAGAGCGUCGGAACGUUUGGUCUUCAAAGAUACAACAUCCUCCCGGAGAUCAAAAGGGCUGCCACCGAUAAGAAGAGCGGUGCCCGACGUGAGAGUGCCAUGUUGAUCAUUGGUGCCCUGUUCGAGCGUUUUCCUCGCGAGCACCCCCUCAGCGAAGUCGUCUUUCUUCUUCAGGAUGGUGGUGUCUUGAAUCUGGCACUCGAUUCCCUGGCUGACAAGGGCGCCGUCGUGCGCGAUGCGGCCCAGUACGCCAUCGACGCGCUCUUUGAUUGCUUGAAACCAGAGUCGUUGGUCAACGCUCUCAUUCCCGCCCUCUCGGCAUAUCUCAACAAGAGCUCCGGUAAAUGGCAGGGCUUCGUUGGUGCGUAUGCCUUGUUGGAAAAGAUGGCCAUCAAGGCGCAGAUUGGUAUGGGAACCAUGGAGGAGGAGCGCCAGAAGGAUCUUCUGCGCAGCGCCAUGGGCAAGACUCUCAAGGAGCUGAUUCCCCUGGUUGAGUCUGGGAUGCACGAUCUCAAGAACGAAGUGGCCAAGCAGGCCAGCAAAACCAUGACUGCACUCACUACCCUGCUGGACAACGACGAUGUCGCUCCUCGCAUUCCCCUGCUUAUCAAGACCAUGGAGCAGCCUUCCGAACAGACUUUGCAAAACGCUAUCCACGCCCUGUCUCAGACUACCUUUGUCGCCAUCGUCACCUCGCCCGUCCUCGCCCUUUUGACCCCGUUGCUCGAACGUUCCCUGAAUGCCCCCACGACGCCCCAGGAGACCCUGCGCCGCACCGUGGUCGUUGUGGAGAACUUGACCAAAUUGGUCCAUGACCCGGCGGAAGCACGCACCUUCUUGCCCAAACUCAAGCCCGGUGUCCAGGCGGUCAAGGAUCGCGCUUCGCUACCAGAAGUCAGAGAACUCGCGACCCGCGCCAUGAAUGUCAUCGACAAAGCUAUGGGUGACAGCAGCCUGGCGGCCGGCUCCGUGGCGAAGACGACCGCUGAAGAUGUUCUCACUGUGCUUGAGGCCAAGAUCAAGGAGAACGGUGGCCUUGCAGUGCCCAGCGAGCACACCCUCUUCGAGCUCGGCAAGAGCUACAUCGCUGAGAUGGUGCGCGAGGAUGUCAACGCCAGAAUGCACGAUCGCAUUCCUGCCUGUGUUGGCCCUUAUCUUCGUGGACUCCUCCAGGAUGACAAGCACGAGGCUGUCGCUUCGGCCGUCCAGGAGCACUUCAUCGAGGAAGAUCACCGCAAGUUUGGCAAGCCCGUUCCUGACGACCCCAACGAGGUGGAGAUUGUCAACGCCAACUUCUCCCUCGCUUACGGAGGAAUGCUUCUCCUUUCUCACACGAACCUUCGUCUUCUCAAGGGCCACCGCUACGGCCUCUGUGGUCGGAACGGUGCCGGCAAGUCUACCCUCAUGCGCAGUAUUGCCAAUGAGAAGCUCGAGGGGUUCCCUCCGCAGGAUGUGGUCCGCACGUGCUUCGUCGAGCACAAUCAGGGCGAAGACGCCGAUCUGAGCAUCAUCGAAUAUGUGUCCAAGGACCCCAAGAUUGCCGAAGCCGGACAAGAACACAUUAGCCGUAUUCUCCUCGAAUUCGGAUUUACCGAUGGCCCCGAGGGAAGACAGAACCAGCGUGUUGGGUCCCUCUCUGGUGGUUGGAAGAUGAAGCUGGCUUUGGCCCGUGCUAUGCUCAUGAAGGCUGAUGUGCUGCUUCUGGACGAACCGACUAACCAUCUCGAUGUCGCCAACGUCAAGUGGCUGCAGGAGUACCUGAAGAAGCACACUGACAUCACCAGUCUUAUUGUCAGUCACGACUCUGGAUUCUUGGACGAGGUCUGCACCGACAUCUACCACUACGAAGGAAAGAAGCUGGUCCACUACAAGGGCAACCUGGCCGCUUUUGUCAAGCAGAAGCCCGAAGCCAAGAGCUACUACACCCUGUCCUCCAGCAUGGUGCAAUUCAAGUUCCCUCCCCCCGGGAUCCUGUCCGGCAUCAAGUCCAACACCCGCUCCAUCCUUCGAAUGACCAACUGCUCUUAUACCUACCCUGGUGCGAGCAAGCCGUCGCUGGUUGACGCCUCCCUCUCGCUUUCCCUCUCGUCUCGCGUCGCCAUCAUUGGUGGAAACGGUGCUGGUAAAUCGACUUUCAUCAAGAUGUUGACGGGUGAGACGAUUCCCCAGACAGGAAAGGUUGAGAAGCACCCCAACCUUCGGAUCGGAUACAUCAAGCAGCACGCUCUGGAGCACGUUGAAAUGCAUCUCGAGAAGACUCCCAGCCAGUACCUGCAAUGGCGUUAUGCCAACGGAGACGACCGCGAAGUCUUCCUCAAGCAGACCCGAAUUCUGACGGAGCAGGACAAGGCGCAGAUGGAGAAGCCGGUCGACCUCGGAGACGGCCGGGGCCCUCGCCGCAUCGAAGCCAUCAUGGGUCGUCAGAAGUGGAAGAAGACCUUCCAGUACGAAGUCAAAUGGGUCGGCCUUCUUCCCAAGCACAAUACCAUGAUCUCGCGUGAGACCUUGGUCGAGCUUGGCUUCUUCAAGCUAGUCCAGGAGUUUGACGAUCACGAAGCCUCCCGUGAGGGCCUCGGUUUCCGAGUCCUUGAACCCAAGGCGAUCUCGAAACACUUUGAGGAUAUCGGUCUGGACCCUGAGAUUGCCAACCACAACCAGAUCUCCGGUCUCUCCGGUGGUCAAAAGGUCAAGGUUGUCCUGGCCGGUGCCAUGUGGAACAACCCGCACUUGCUGGUGCUGGACGAGCCGACCAAUUUCUUGGACCGUGACUCUCUGGGUGGUCUGGCAGUGGCCAUCCGUGACUUCAAGGGAGGUGUCGUCAUGAUUUCCCACAACGAAGAGUUCGUGGGUGCCCUGUGCCCCGAGCAGUUGCACAUCGCCGAUGGUCGCAUUGUCGCUCGCACCAACACCGCCGUCGCUCUCGACCGCUUCGAGGACAGCGCCGCCAGUUCUCCUCAGCCCGGCAGCACCGUCGCCAACUCGGCGGCUACCAGCGCCGCUCCCUCGGCUGUCAACUCUGGCGCCGAAGAUCAAGGCGAACUGAAGUUCAAGGCCAGGAAGAAGAAGAAGAUGACUCGUGCUCAACUGAAGGAGCGCGAGGCGCGCCGUAGAUUGCGUCACCUUGAAUGGUUGCAAUCUCCCAAGGGUACUCCCAAGCCCCCCGACACUGAUGACGAAGCUGAAUAG